AUGCUGCAGAUAGGUUCAGCCCGCGGCGUCUUCGCAACCCGAUAUGGCAUUCCUCAGCGGCUGUUGGGCUGCAUCCUGUUGCAGGAGCGUUGUAGCUCCACUGGUUGGCACGUCAGCUCUCAUGGCCGUGUCAAGACCAGAGGAGGCAUUGUCAGCUAUGGGACCUUGACUGGCGCAGGCUAUCGCGCCGUAUCUAUUGGGAAGAAGCUGUGCCUUGUUCAUCGCCUAGUGGCUGCUGCAUUUCUGGAUCCUCCAUCAGAUCCCAGCUGCUGGCAGGUGAAUCACACGGAUAACGACCGUGCAAACAACCAUGUCACGAAUCUGCAGUACGUAUCCAACGCAGAAAAUCAGAAGCACUCCCACUGCACCAAUCCCAGUCGGCGGAAAGGUGGUGCCAAGGGCAGAGCAGUGUUGUGGCGGCCAUGUGGGGAAGAGGCUUGGACACGGUGCGAUUCCCAAGCCGAAGCUGCCAGGUUGUUGGGUGUGUGGCGAGCUGCAGUUUCUCAUUGUUGCCGCGGUGUCAUGAGGAGAUCCUUGGCAAAUGGGGUGUGGUACGAGUUCAAGUCAGCCCCUACCCUGGACCUGCCACGCGAUGAGAUCUGGCAGCCUGCUCGAUAUCCAGGAGUGUCUCGCCCGAUCACAAAUCUCAUGGUGAGCAGCCUCGGCAGGGUUUCGCAAACCAGACGUCAUUUUGAUGACGCUAGCUGGGGCACGCGCAUGGCCGACGGCUACCACCUGGUAGUGAGGGAAGCUAGGGGUUUUCUCGUGCAUCGCCUAGUCGCAGCCACCUUUCUCGGCGAGCCAAAUUCGCUGGACUGCCAGGUCAACCACAAGGAUCGUAAUCGAGGGAACAAUCAUAUGGAGAACCUGGAGUAUGUUACGCCUUCUGAGAGCAUCCGGCAUGCCCUCUUGCAGCGAACGCCCAAAUCAAGAAACCGAAAACCAGUGCAGGGUCGCUUUUUGGGAGACCAGAAGCUCUGGCUCGAGUUUGAGUCAUUGAAGGCGGCAGCUGCGUACACGGGACUGAACCCAAGAACAAUUUCCCGCAUCUGCAGGGAGUUGGACAGCGGCAGCAGCGUGCCCUGGCAGUUCAGAUUUUCAUCGAAGGAGCAAUUGCCAGGAGAGGAGUGGCGCCCAGUGGUGCUGGAGGGAGCAAAGCGGCCUGGUUGCGGCUUCACAUUGGUUGCGUAA
Messenger RNA from Symbiodinium pilosum, 1191 nucleotides. The record is from the annotation of a GenBank genome assembly. Lineage: Eukaryota; Dinophyceae; Suessiales; Symbiodiniaceae.